AUGAGAAACAGGGCCAGUACCUCCUUAUCUAAGGGGAAAAUCCGUCAAUCAUGGAGCAAAUAUAACCUGUAUAACCUGUCACGAUUCCGCACCCCAGCUACCGGGAACCGAACCUUCUUCCAGCAAAAAUGGACUGCCAAAGCCGUUUCUCGUGCUUACCACGGCGAGCAGGUCCGCGAGGGCCAGUGGAAGCGCAUGUUCUCGAAGCGCAUCCGCAGCGUCAUUCCCAUGAACACGGCCGAUCUGGCGGCCGACGACGGAUCGAAGGAGUCUGCUGGCCGUGGCUCUGGUCUGAAUGAAGGUAGUGGCAGGAGUCGAUCGUCUCGUCCCAUUCCUUAUACUCAGAUGGCGUUCGCUCCGCUGGAGCGUCGGUUGGAUGUUGCUAUCUUCCGAGCUUUGUUUGCCAGCAGCACGCGGCAAGCGAGGCAGUUUGUUAUCCACGGUGCAGUGACUGUCAAUGGACAGAAGAUGAGACAUCCCAGCUACCUGCUCAAUCCCGGUGAUCUCUUCCAAGUCGAGCCAGACCGCGUGAUGUACGCUACCGGUGCCCCGAAAACGGCCUUUGAGCGACGCGAGAGCCGCCAGCUCAAGCAGAAGAGUGCCGACGCGGAGGCUGAGGCCGAGACCAAGCCAGAGGCUACUGAGAAGGAUGAGAAGGAGAACGCUCGAGACUCCCUGCGGGCGUUGAUGUCCCAAGCCAAGACCAUCAUGUCAACGGAUAAGGAUGUUCUUCCCGCCAAGAAGAAGCAGGAGCUGCGCGGUUUCCAAAAGGCCGUGCGCCGAGUGCUGUCCCGCUCCGACACCAGCACUGUCCUGACCGACAGUCUGGAGGCGCAGUUCUCCGAGCUGACCCUGCUGCUCAAGGCCAAGCGGGCUGAGAAGAAGCCCGCCAAGGAGUCCAAGAAGGAGGCUAAGGAGGAGGAGACCUCUGCCGCUACCACGAAGUCAGAGGAAACUACCAGCGGCGCUCUCUCGGAAGCCUUCCAGGCUGCCGCCGAGGGCGGCAAAGUCGACACCUCCGAGCUUACGGACGAGGAAUUCGACAUUCUCAAGCGUGCUCUGACCCAGAUGCGCGAUAACCCCAUCGACCACUCCAAGCCCUACGCCACCCCUUGGCGUCCUCGCGAGUACAUGUCCGCCUUCGCCUUCAUCCCGCGCUAUCUCGAAGUGAACCAGAACAUCUGCGCAGCUGUUUACCUGCGACACCCCGUUGCGCGCCCCGGUUCCGCCGAGGUUCCCACCCCCUUCGGCGAGACGAUCAGCACACCCGCUUAUGGCUGGUACCUGAAGAGACGGUGGUAA
Molecule: messenger RNA, 1302 nt
Organism: Penicillium daleae
Lineage: Eukaryota; Fungi; Ascomycota; Eurotiomycetes; Eurotiales; Aspergillaceae
Product: mitochondrial 37S ribosomal protein uS4m
Exons: 3
Coding region: 1-1302 (433 amino acids)
Biological process (GO): positive regulation of translational fidelity
Cellular component (GO): mitochondrial small ribosomal subunit
Molecular function (GO): structural constituent of ribosome; rRNA binding
Source: RefSeq, a predicted model, not a curated record